UUUCAGUGAUAGUGUUUUGUGUACAAAUACUGUGAAACGUAAAUAAUUCAUCCAUUUUCGAAUAAUUUGCGUCGUAAAAAUUGUUAAUUUUGUAGUGUAAAUUGGUUUAAUUAAAUGCGUUAAUCAUGAAGUACGGAUUGAGUAGUUCGUCUCCACCGAGGAUGUCUGCCCCAUCAUCUGUAUGCUCCGACGAUAGUUUUGAAAUCGUGAACAAUGAAGUGGACAUUGAAGAGUCAAAAGACGACGUCUUUUCUCUGUACAAGCCAAAGGUGACUUUCCACGAGGUAUUCGAUGUAUAUCCUAUGGAUGCGGAUAUCGUUGCGAAAGUAACGUUCGAUCAUGACUACCUUAAAUCAGAUGAGGAUACCGUUGUUGUAUUACCAAUAGCAUGGAAAUCCGUUGAUCAGGCUUUAUGUGCCGCCAACAUCAAUGGCAGUUACGUCAGAUUCGAUGUGAAAGAUUUACCUAAGAUCGGAGCCGAAGAUAAAUUCUACCAAUUAUGCUACUGCACCGGCGAGAAAAUCGUGAUGGGAGUCAGUAUACCGUUUUCGUUCCGCGACGUACACGAAGACGAAUUGGUUGAAUUUCAGAAAGAACAGAAUAAAGAGUUUUGGACGUUCAGAAGCAGAUUCGCCGUGUUGACGGAUAAUUAUUGGAACUCCUUGAUGGAAAAACAAGCCAACGCUGAUAAACUUGCUUCGAAUUCCGCACCUGAAUCGGCAUCUCCCAUCGAUGGCGAUCAAAAAGCUCCGAAAGAAACCGAAGUCGCAUCCGAGUUACUCAGAACAUCCGAUCAUUUCUCAGCACUCACGCCCGAAAAAGAAACACCCAAUAAGAGCUCUUCCGAAGAAAUAGGCGCCGGCGAACCUCGCGAUAACACCUCAGAUUCGGAUAAAAUCACCGAAAACGUGCCAGCACGAGAUAAAAUUCUUUUAUUCACGAUUAUGGAAGCUGAAAACGAAGCCAUUAAACAGGAAAAUCAAAAAUUGAAAGCUAUGGUAUUCGAAAUAAUCCGAGCUAUGUCGAUCAACGAUCGAGAUACGUGUCGCCGAACUCUGAGCAACGCCAUUAACGGUCACGGAGAAGUAUUCGCCGAAGCGGAAUUCUCCGAGCUGUGCGAAUUGUUCCGAAAAAGUCUCAUCGAGCCUGAUGUUGUAAAAUCAUCGGAGAAAAAAAUCAUAUUCGAGGUGACUGACGAUGGUGAUCUCGACGAAGAAGACGAGGUUGUUUUGAUCAAACACGAACGUGAUCAUGAAACUGCUGCCGAACUUGCUGCCGAUCGUGCUGCUGCGAUUGCCAAUGAGUCAUACGAACGGUCUGCCACCGCUGCUGUCGCCGCUGCGAACUCGUACACUAAUGAGAAAAUCUUGUUGUUUAAAAUUAUGGAAAACGAAAACGCCGAAUUGAAGGAACAAUACGAAAAAGAACAUCAGCAGCAUACCGAGGCUAAAAAUAUCGUCAAGAACUUGAAAGAUAUCUUAAUCGAAAUCAUGAACUCGACCGCCCUCGAAGAUGAAAUUCGCCAGAAAAUCGAAACCUCUCUGCCCUCGAUCAGUGCCGCAUUCAAUACCGAAGAACUCGACCAAGUUCGCGAACUAUUAAAGAAAGAAAUCGCGAAACUUAGCGACGAAAUACCCGAAGACUUGUUGAAAAAAGUCGACGCUGCGUUUGUGGUCACAUCCGAUGGGAAUAUCUUAUUCGCCGAUCAAUGGGAAAAGCAAAUAGCUGACCAAGCACCCGUACCUGCUGCAGCUGAUGAUUACGUCGUCGAAUUGGAAGCUAAAUUCGCUUCGUCCGUAGUUGAAAAAGAGAAACUUGAUACGGAAGUGAAAACGCUACAAGCCACAAUCAAGGACUUGAACGAACAGCUGAUCAAUCAGAGGCAAUCCGAAGUCGAGAAAAUGAUCACUGUUACCAAUAAUAUGCGAGACCAGUACAUGAAGAAUAUGAGCAAAUUAACCGAUUCGAACAAAGUCUUGGGAGAUAAAUUAACCGACAAAGAUAAAGAAAUCGAAACGUUGAACAGGAAUUUGCUAGAUGCUUCUAAACUAUUGACGGAUAACGAACGAGAAAUACGAGAUUUGAAAGCUCGCGAUCAUACCUUCGUCGGAUUCUUAGAAAGACGUAAUUUGAAAAGGAUAUCGGAAUUGAGAGAAACGUUACAGGAAAUGUAUUCGAAGAGAUGGGCCGAACGUCAAGAAAGUGCUAAAUUGAAAGAAGAUUUGCUCACUACACAAACCAUGCUGAACAGUUUAUGCGACGAAUUGGAGAAAUCCACUCUGAGUAAAUCUCCCGUGAAGAUGGAGAAUUCGGCUCAAACUGGCGAAAAGGUGGAAAAUUCGGCCCAAACGAGUAACGAUGCCAGCUCUGGACCAUCUGAGGCGGGAUCUUUGAAGGGAUUUGCCCAUAAAUUGGCUACCGAACUUGGCAAAGCUAGUGGCAGUUGUUCAGCUGCAUCGCCAGCAUCAGCACCUCAAGUAUCAACACCUGAAUUGGAAACGACUACGCUCGCAUUCCGUAGAAUCAAGCAAAGGGAACAGGCAUUAGCAGCAAAAUUAGUAGAAAUGACAGCCGAAUUAGAAAAAAUGCGAACAACCCACGACAAAACUAAAACGGAUCUCGAAAGCAGACUCAAAGAUGGUGCUAAACAGUACGCGAAAUUGUACGUGAAAUACGAUAAAUUAUUGAAACGCUCGCAAACCACGUCUCGCGAAUCGUCCGCCAACUAAUUAAAGAGUAAAUGGUUUUAUAUAGUUAGAUUUUUCCUACCGAUUUGAUUUUUUUUGGCCAACUUAUUGUUGCUUUUCACUUAACGAUGUAUUGGUAACGAUGUUUUUUUUCUAUGUUAGUUUAAUUUUUUCAUGUUUAAUCGAGUUUUUUUUCCAUCUGUCCUUAUCCUAUAUUAUAUAUUGUUAUUUUAUGGGGUGAAGAAUAUACUUUUUUGUAAGUUUUUUAAAAAAAAUACAUUAUCGUAGCAGUAGUGUCCGAAGCAGAAUUUCCUGUAGCUUGAAUAUGUAGAUUAUUAUUAUUUACGUUUAUACUUUAUUAUUAAAAUUUUACUCGUAAUGAGAGGUAUUUUAUUAAAAUUUUAUUCAAUUA
This is a messenger RNA of Planococcus citri (citrus mealybug), 3099 nucleotides long. RefSeq names its product repetitive organellar protein-like. The transcript is spliced from 20 exons. The coding region runs from base 126 to 2729 and encodes 867 amino acids. NCBI's taxonomy places the organism in Eukaryota, Metazoa, Arthropoda, Insecta, Hemiptera, Pseudococcidae. The record is from RefSeq and is a predicted model, not a curated record.